GUCUCAAAAGUGGUGCAAGGACUACCUCUCAUUACCCCGGCGCUUACAAAACGUUAAUCCUUGCAGUUCGCGCUCACGAGUAAUUAAUAAACUAGAACAAUCAGAACGACCAAAGGGGCCGAUAAAUGCAGUCGACUACACGAUGCCUGGAGGCAACCAAGCUAAGCAAGGCUGAGAAGAAACAUACCUCUUCUUUCAAACAGUCCAGGUGUAAUUAUAGCUCGUGGCGGGCUUUCGUGAUAAUAUGAUUAUCUAUAGCCAUGGAAAAAGGAAUUGAAAGUAGGAGAGAAAACAAAAAAGUGUCGCUCACUUCGUAGGCCAUCGCAUGCGUCGUGCGGAAGUCAUGAGUUGGGCUUCCACCGGCGACAGGGUUUGUAUUUCCUGCACCCGCAGGCUCAAAGUACGUUAUCUGAUGCCGCAGAGCGUUACGUAGAUUAUUCCUCGGCAAGCGACUCAAGAUAGCAUUUCAUGCCGGAACGUAUGUACUGUGCGUAUAAUCGUGGCGUCGCCUUGUACCGACUGAGAGCUCCGGCACUUUGCGGCUGCCGCCUUACGCCUUUGUUUCCGAAAUCGUUUUGCCAUCAGUCGCACGUCUGACAUGCGGUCAAUGCGUGCUAAGGAACGUUAAACAUGCCGCGUCGAACAAGUCUUGUGCGUUAGGCCGUUUUGGACAUCAGCUAACGUGGAAUACGGCGCUAAUAUAUCCGCGCCAUUCUUCGGAAGCGUAUUCGGCGAUCAUGUUACGUCGUACACGAAAGGUCAAGAGCUGAAUGCAGCACCACACCGUGAAUCCCAGCUACCCAAGUUUACUGUGCAAUCCACUGCCAGAGCAACACAGUGAUUCUUUCAGCUUAUAAUCGGCGAACAGUACAGCCUGUUUUGGACAGAAGCAGCUUUCGGAGCAAAUUGGAACGUUAGCAUACUGAACAAGGUGCAUAAUGGUUCCGGAAAACUGACGAGCCCGUUCGAUGAGGGAUUCCUGCUUUGAAACCGUUCUACAACAGUCAGCUGAGCAGAGGUCUCCUCGGAGGAUCUCGUGAAGGGACAGCGCGCGGGCGUGCCGCUUGGCCCCUGUCGAAGGGGGCCGGAGCGGCGUCCCGUCCCUGCGGGGGUCAAGCCGUCGCGCUGGUUGCGGCCGCCAUGAAGAGGGACGAGGACUCCGAGUCCGCGUCCCUGGUCGGCCGCGAGAACCCCGGAUCAUACACCGAGGAUGCCAGGCCGACACCGGCCAUCCGGGAGACCGACUACGUCGACACAGACGUGCCGCUCCUGUCGCAGUUCCACGAGGAUGCCAUUGCGCAGGCUGGUGAAGGCCUGUUCCAAUGGCUGGUGUUCUUGGUCUGUGGACUGGCGCUGGCCGCGGACUCCAUCGAGAUAAUGGUCAUCGCAUACGUGCUCCCGUCGGCCGAACGCGAGCUCUGCAUGGACGACGCACGGAAAGGAUGGCUCGGAGGCGUGUCCUUCAUAGGCAUGAUGAUCGGCGGCUUGCUGUGGGGCAAUCUGGCCGACAAGAUGGGUCGCCGGCGCACGUUGCUAUCGGCGCUGCUUACCAACGCGUUGUUCUCGGUCAUCACCACCUUUAUGCCUACCUACGGACUCUUCACCGUCACCAGGCUUUGCUCGGGCAUCGGCGUGGGUGGUUCUAUUCCCAUCGUAUUCACGUACUACGCCGAGUUCCUGCUGAAGAAACACCGUGGCCGCAAUCUCUGCUGGCUGCUUCUCUUCUGGGCCAUCGGCGGCGUCUUCGCGUCCGUGAUGGCCUGGGGACUCAUACCCAGAACAGGGGCUAACCUGCUCGGACUGGGAAGGCUUCACUUCAGCAGCUGGCGGGUCUUUCUGCUGAUCUGCUCGUUCCCGGCCAUCGUGUCCGUGUUGGGACUCGCCUUCCUGCCCGAGAGCCCGCGCUUCCUCCUAGAGAUGGGCCGUGACGUGGAGGCCAUGUGUGUUUACCAGCAAAUAUUUAAAAUGAACCACAGCAACAAGCCCGGAGUGGAAUAUCAGCUCUCCGAGCUGGAGCUGCCAGGGCGCAGGGCGUUUCACGGAAUUCCCCCCGCUGUCAACAGAACCAUGCUGUCCGACCUCUGUUUCUCCUUGGAAAGCUUUUGGAGUUCGUUUUUUCAGAUGAUCUGCACCCCAUUCACCAAGGUCACUCUGGUUCUUCUUGUUAUCUGGCUCACAACAUCGUUUGGGUUCUACGGCAUGGGCAUCUGGUUUCCAGAGUACCUGCGCAAGCUCCAGUCGGAAAGCUACAGCGCCGAGGCGACCAUCGAGGCGAACCACUUCAUCCGCGACUACAUCUUCAACUACUCGCUCGACAACACCAACUUCGAAGGAUGCGUCUUUCACAAUGUCCGCUUCACGGGCAUCGUGCUCAACCACGUGCUCUUCACCAACUGCUCUUUCAUAAACAGCACGUUUAGCGACGUGCGUUCGAGCCGCAGCUUCUUCGAGCAGUGCGACUUCCGGCGCGUGCGCUUCGUGGACACGGACUUCUACGACUUCCGGUUCCGCGACUGCGCCUUCCACAACAGUACCACGUUUCUUAACCGGCGCACGGGCUGCCCCAUCGACUUCGACGUCAACUUCCGCCUGUCGGACGUGUUCGUCGAGAACCUGUUCGCACAGCUGGCCAUCAUCCCGGGAAACAUCAUAUCCUCAUGCGUCAUCGACAGGAUCGGUCGCGUACGCACCUUAGGAAUCUCUCUCUUUCUCUCAAGUGCGAGCAUUCUGCUUGUGUGGCUGUCAAUGGCACGGUCCUCUGUGAUCACAUUUCAAGCCAUCUUCAACUUCGUUUCCAUUUCUGCGUGGAACGCAGUAGACGUCGCAACCACAGAAUCCUAUCCAGCCACACUCAGAAGCACGGCGUACGGCUUCCUGAGUGCGGCCAGCCGCCUGGCGGCACUCCUGGGCAGCCUGACUUUCGGCUAUUUCAUCAGCAUGAAUCGCUCAGUGCCCAUCCUGACCACAGCAGCAGUGCUGCUGGUCGGUUGUCUGGCAUCGUUGCGCUUGCCCGAGACCAGGGACGUGCUCAUGUGAGCGCCCUGAUGCACCUUCGAGACCGUGCCGGGCCCCCGCCCACGACGAUGAGAAGUCAAAGUAAAUGCCUGCAGCGCCUUCCUCCCCGCUCGUGCAAGAGGACGAGGUCAUGCAGCAGCCAAGCAACGUCCACUAACGACCGUGCAAACGACACAUGAACCUGGCCUACGAUCUGACCAGGGGUGGAGGUUCGUGCGGCAUAGCCGAGAAGCCUGAGGUGACGCGGUUCUUGCAAGGACAGUGCCCCCGGCCGUGACAAAGCGUAUUGAAGAAAGGCACAUUCAGUUAGCCUUCUUUCGUACGAUUAUUUAUUUAUUUAUUUAUUUAUUUAUUUACCUACUUCUGUGACCUUAUUUGCGCGUGAACUUGUCUACUGCGUCGUUCCGGUUUGCUCUCGGACUAUAGACCUAUCUGACGUCAAGAGAAGGUAACAGGAAUGAACAUUUUCCGACCACACCGGAAGCUCCGUCUGCAGCAAGUCCGGAUGCAUAGCACGAAUGGCUGAAGAAGCGGUCCGGCAUGUAUGCUCAACGCUGCGUGGUUGCAUAGACCGCAGCGAUCGGCAGUGUGUUGUGAUGAAGCGCAGAUUCGCGCGAUUUAGUCUGUGAUCCUCGAGCAGGCACAUCCUUGCACCGAGACGGUAGCUUUUCUCCAGCGAAAAAUGUAAGGCGCAGUGCCAGUCAGCUAGACGUGGAGGGUUUGGUCCCAGCGCUGCUGGAGCACGAUUAGCAGCCGCUUUCAUCACGUUGCUGUGGCGACAGCGCUACCCAUUACGUGUGUCUUUGCCUUCUAGGCUGAAACCAGACAAUAUAUAAGGUGCUGUUCUUUGAGCUUAAACCGGUGCACCGCGCUAUGACAGGUGACGAUCGCAGGAUGCUUUCUAAUAAUGGACCCGCUUGAACCCGCGCAUGGCACCACGUCAGCGCACGGCACUGGUCCAUCUAGAACUUAUAUUAAAGUCAAUGGCUAAAAGCAGUUUCUGAAUUUCGUAGCACUCACUUAUGCAUCAUGUGUCUUUCGUGACAAUAGGAAGGUUUAUGAAUAGCAGACGUUGCGGAACCACUCGGAUUUGCGUUCAAGAGAACCGAAGCCAUUUCCUUUUUUUAUUUUCUUUUUUAAUGGCCCAUGCUUAGUUCGGGUUUUGUGUGCGAACAGUACCAGCGACGCUAUUUCUUGGAUGAGCGAAUGUAGUGUACACUGGCCACCUUGUGUACACUAAUUCUCACACUUUCUAAGAGGAAUCGAGUUCGGCGCUGUACGGCACCUUUUCGUUACGCAUAGCGCACGAAGGACUCAUACGGAAGAGUGUGAAUUACGGCGCUUGAAUGGCUGCUUAUUCUUGCUAUCUUAUCAUGCACAUGUUCACGCUGAUGACAGAGAAGGUGUUCUCAGCCGCUAAGCUGUGAUCACGGGUGGAACUGCGGCCGCGACAAUAGAUAACGAUGAUGGCGCUGUAUAUGGCGCGCUGUCCGCUUGUGCGAUGUUCGCUCAGCUGCACUUUUUUGAUGUUGACCGCAGCGCGUCCGCUGCGUGAGCAAAUCGAUGGCCUCGACUUAGCGAACUUAGGAACGAAUGACACAAUAAAUGCUAUAUUUGCUCGUGUAAUACAAGUCCGCCGAUGAUGACAAGAUUCUACAGGCAGGUGUUGACGCAUGCCCUCAUUGCUCUUCCCGUAGAUACAAGUGGCAGUAGCAGAAUGUUUGUUGAGAUAUUUGUCUUUGAGAAGUGCUCGUUAUGAACGUGACUCGAGAUGCACUAAGAAAGGUGUCAUGUCUUGCUGUUUAGAGAUGUUACACUUACGUCACCUUGGUAACAGAUCCGAGAGGUGUUACGCACAAACUUGGGCCAAUCUUGAUGACAAAAAAAGAAAAGUGCGCGCGAUGUGUUAACAUUUUUAAUUCUAUUGGGCUGCCCAUAUUGUCACAAAGUGCUGAAUUAAGAUAUUUGUGAAAGAGACGGAGUAUAGCUAGGCAAAUAAUGCGUUCAGUGGGUAGCCACAAGACCCUACAGAAAAUGCGACGUUGAUGUCGAAUAGGACAUAUCUUUGAAGGAAGUUACAUAUCAUAGCGACGUAUACGACUGCGUGAGUCACGUCUAGCUUAGUCGAGAACCUCUUGACGCACUUCUUAUUUCGAUUAACUUACUCUCAAUUCAAUUGCCUACACCCUGCUCCACAGCAACGUGACAAUAGAGUAAAGGCACAGCUGGCAUCAGUGAAUCAGGUGCGUGAUCAUGCGAAGAAGCAUGACAUUGAUGUGUGUCCCCGUUAUAUAACAAAGUCUAAAACACUGUCUCAAGCUCAGCCUCUCGCGCCUGGGGAUACCUCUUAUCGUCUACUCUAGUGACAGUUUUUUUUUUUUUUUUAAUGGAUUAAGGCUACCAUUUUCCAGCAUAAGUUAGUCUCAACAUAAAAGAGUACGAGUGUGACAGAGAUAAAGAAAGGAUAAUGACACAAAUGCACUUCCUUCGUCCUUUUUUUUUUUAUGUCCUCUGUCUCGUUCACACUUUUUUUUCCUAUUACACCUUAACUAGUCCUGUUGGCAAUCCUUCUGCAACACCUUAAGGUCUACAGCUGAGAUAAGUUGAAAUGCUUUGGCACCUAUUGAAUCGCCAACAAUGAAAAUGUUUCCCUUAAGAGUGACGCUAUAAAGCAACUGCAAAUCCGAGCAUAACUUUCUUUCUACCCAAGUUUUCUAACCGUUCCCGCUGAAUACACCCUGCCGGGCGGACUGCUUGAUGGAACUCAUCCUCCAGCUGUUGUCCCACCCUUGGGAAUCCUCUCCUCAGCACAAGCUGUCACCGAAGUUCGCGACAGCAACAGCUAGGUCUGAGUAUGGCAAUAUGAGCUGUAAUGUUAUUACAAACGCUGUUGAAUAUCAAAGUUGUUGACAUACUGUUGUCCUACCUAGUUGGAACAUAUACGGAUACACUGUGCUUCAAAUAGUCUUGCUAUACUGCCGAACGACCCUUUGUCCUCCUUCCCUUCUGUUGUCUGUUUCCACGCUUUUACAAGCAUACGUCACAUUUAACUUUCAUGGGUUGGCUGUUCUUAAUAGGCACUGACCCUGCAGAUAGUGAUCUGGGAAAAAGAAAAAUACCAAGAAGUGAUUUUAAUGCUCAUGUGGCGUUUUAAGUCGCGGUUAUACCACGGGCAUACGGAUCUUUAGGUGACAUCUCAUCAGCUGAUUAGGCAUACCUUUAAUAUGACAAUGUCCGCCUCAAGAGUCUCUGCUUUUUCGCACUGCUGCUGAAAGUAUGACUACACUGCGCUCUUCGAGGAGAGCGCAUAAUGAUGCGGCCAUGCCAAUAACUUAUCUAAACUGAUAUCUGCUCCAACCACCUGCCGAGCUGCGCGGGAACACUGAAAUCAAAGCGUAGGACAGUUGACAUUCCUAUGUUAACGGCACGGGCAGGACGAUCAUCAUGUUUGACAUACAAGCCCUGCAACUUGACAGAGUGCGACGCAUAGGCUACAUGAACAAUGUAUUGUGCUUUUUGAACACUGGGUGACGCAGCCUUCGAAGCUCUUCUUGCGUCAAAGAAGCAAGCUCUAGUUAUUACAGCAGUGAGCAACAAUGAUUUUUAUUCAUGUUUACCACUCAUUCAUGGCCGCAUAUGCUCAACACAUCAACAACAUUCUUAAUCAAGUGCACAGAAGGCAAUACCUUUCUCUUGGCAAGUCAUGUUGAAGACAGAAAAAAAGACAUCUACUUUAGUCGAAGCAUCUCAACCGGUCAAGUUUCAAAUUCCACUUUACUGCAGUGAAUGACAGUUCUCAUAGCACCAAGUAGAUGAAGGUAGCACAACCAUGCAACAAGUAGCAAAUAGGCCCAGUAAACAGGAGAUUUGGAAGCCACUUCUCUAGUAGGUCCAGUAUUCCUUUCCUCACUGACCAGCAUAGCUUCUAAUGCAUUAAAGGGAAGAUGGCAAGAUAUAUUGAAGAAACUAAAUAACAAGCAUUACAUGACCUUCCUGCUUUGGGGUGUUGUACAAAAUCUCUCUAAAAUACUGCUCACUCUAUAGCACACAAUGCUAUUUCAACCCCACAGGACUCGUGUGUGUGUGCUCUCACAGCUCGGUCUUGUGCGUAAAUGUUCUGUCUCCGGUAUGUAAAUAAGACACGUAUAUUUUCAUGCGUUGAUUGUGCUUGGUGUUCGUGGUGUAGAUGCCCGGAGGCAAAGCAUUCGGCAUGGCUGAGCAUUGCAUGUUAAUGUCAUUUCCCAUCACCAACAUGAAUUUUUGGCCACAUUGUUCGUGAAGGUUCUGAUGUAAUUACCAAAGAGAAAAACAAAAAAGCUACCCCAAUGGUGUCCCUCUGCAUCUGUCCUGGUACGUGGUGCAAAGUUGUUGAGUAGUGCUUAGUUGGUUCCCGUGCCAUGUUUUGUGACUGUUGCUGUAACGUAUAGUUUGCAUAAUUACAACAUUGUCUUUGCACAGAAACAAAGAACCAGAAAAAAGAAAGGAAAUCAAAGGAUCACGCACACCUUUGACAUUUGCUGCACAUGUGUGUAUACGCACAUCCGUACAUAUCCUGCUGUACAUGGUUAGUGUAUUAAAAGAAAUGAUUGCAUAUUAUUUAGGACAGA
Dermacentor andersoni is the source of this 7622-nucleotide messenger RNA. RefSeq names its product synaptic vesicle glycoprotein 2C-like. The record is from RefSeq and is a predicted model, not a curated record. Gene Ontology annotation, cellular component: membrane. NCBI's taxonomy places the organism in Eukaryota, Metazoa, Arthropoda, Arachnida, Ixodida, Ixodidae. Gene Ontology annotation, molecular function: transmembrane transporter activity. Gene Ontology annotation, biological process: transmembrane transport.